Molecule: messenger RNA, 2451 nt
Organism: Colletotrichum destructivum
Lineage: Eukaryota; Fungi; Ascomycota; Sordariomycetes; Glomerellales; Glomerellaceae
Product: Putative forkhead-associated (FHA) domain, SMAD/FHA domain superfamily
Exons: 2
Coding region: 1491-2450 (319 amino acids)
Molecular function (GO): protein binding
Source: RefSeq, a predicted model, not a curated record
CAAUCAAAAGCUACCAAAAAUUCACCGUAUCAGAAUCAAGCGACCACCAAGAAUUCAGAACAGCAUACUGCCAUAUUUGAACAACUCGGAACCCGAGGGCAACCGGACCAAGACAUGAUCCAAUGAACGGACGCCCCGCUUAUGGAAUGUUCAGUCCUUAGUCAGCCUUGACAAUCAACCGCGCGCUGCACGAAGCCUGAGUUCUUGGCAGCAGCAGCCAGUAAGCCAGAAUCCACCCUGACCACCAUCGUCGACAUUGCUUACAGUCCCUUCGGCGCAUAUCAACAAGACUCAAAACGUCGCGUGUGCAACAUGGCAAACCCGGCGUCCACGACAGGUCGUCGGCUCCCGAAGGUGCACACGGCCUCCCAUCCGAUCUGCCCCUUUGCGCGGGUUCCUGCAUCGGCUGCAUGCUCUUUGCUCAUCCUGGCCUGCCGAAACCUUUCCAUCGGGCGGGAUGCACAUGGAUGAUGGGAUGGAUCCGGCAUCAUCAAACCCUUCCAGGCCUCGAGCAAUUGGGUGUCCGUCCAGCCGACACGACAUCGCAUGUAUGUUUGACCAAGAACGUUUCUGUACUCGAGUCGCGGUCCCGUUCUCUUGUGCCUGAGUGAGAGUGCCUUUGGGUCAAAUCAACAUAGAGCGGCAAACACGCUAGCCGUGUCAGGAUGACUUGGGUUUGGGCCCCCGUCCGCGAAACACAGACGUUGGCGUUUGGCGUUGGCUGGCGUUCGUCGCGUUACGAUGCAUCAUGAUCAUGGAUGUGCUGUCAAUUCCCGUCCAGGCAGAACGCGGCUCUCGCCAGCCAAACUCCAGACGGCCGGAAUGCUAUGCCAACAGCCCGUGCGAGUGACGCGGGAACCAUUGGCCGACACGCUCCCGUUGUUGCUGCAAGCCUGCAGGACGCUACGCACCGUAACUGGAUGACAGUCAUCGUAUGCGAUGCUCUUCCCGGACCGACAUAGUCGGUUCACUGCCUUUGUUUACCCUCCGACUGUAUCCACCAGAGUAGCACGAUGAAGCUAACCUAGUGGUUGUCGUCGAUUUGUUUCUUGUUGUGGCCAACACGCUGCCCUCAUCCAGUGGAUGUGCCCUCCCCCCUGCCACAUGCGCCUGGGAUACGAAAACAUCGCCAACUGGCUACACUCUUACUUUUACUCUCACUCUUAUUCUCAUUCUCACUGUUUUACUCCCUUAUUCGUGGUAUAAGAAGAUCAAGUGACUUCUUUCGUCUCACUGCAUCUCCCCUACUUUCUAAACAACACAAUCUGCAAGCAUCAUACAACAAACACACCAUUCAUUUAGAGGUCCUCGACAAUAUCGACUAUUCAGAAGAUCACCACGAAGCGAUACCCUAUCUCGCCUACCGUCACUCAACAACGUUUAUUUAUACUUCGUACACUUUCGCUCACCCACAUCAACUCGACUUCAUCAACGUAUCACUGCCAUCACUGCACUCCCUCGAGCAUCUCGACUUACACACAUUCUUGAAAAUGGACAACACAAACGUCAUCGCCUGGCUGCUCCCUUCCACCACCAACCAGCCCGCUCUCGAAGCCAUCCGUAUGCCCCAAAAUAAUACCAGAAGGGUCGACACGAUCCCCUCAUCCUACGAGCCCGUCGUCCAGACACCAAACCCUGACGCCGCCGCGCCCUCAACGCCCACCAUCGACCCCUCUGUCCUCACCCAGACCUCGCCCUCCUCAUCGCCACCCCAACCCAGACCCCGCCCGGCCAUCGAGCUGUCCUUCACCAACCCCCCCAAGAACCAUCUCGGAUUCGUCCUCGGCACCGACCCGGACGCCUGCGACGUCGUCCUCCCCCCACUCCCGGGCAUCAGCCCCGUCCACUGCCACCUCACCUUUGACGCCGAGAAGCGUCUCGUCCUUCGCGACACCUCUGACGCCGGCACCGCUGUCUGGUACGACGCCGACAGCAAUGGAGACCGUCGCCGCGAGUCCUGGCUGCUGAGUAGCGGCUGCACAUAUGGCUUCCCCUCCAUGGUCGACCGCGUCGUCAUCGACAUCCAGACCGUGCGCUUCCACGUUCUCGUCAACGACGCCCACCUCCUAUGGCCCGACGUCUACCAGCAGAACGUCGACGCCUUCAUGUCGAGCCUCGCGAGCGGCGGCACUGUUGCUGAGAAGGCGCCAACGUCGUCGUCGCCGCCCGUCGUGAUGGAUCGAGACGGCGACCUGGACGUGUGCGACUUUUACUACAACUUCGACUUCGAGCUCGGCUUCGACCUGAGCUUCGACUACGACUACGACUUCGACUUUGAUAUGUCGGAUGUCGAGGACAGCGAUGAGAUGGACUUCCUCCCGCCGGUCCCUUCUGUCGUCCCGCCCGUGUACGUAAAGUACCUGCUUACCUCGGACGACGGCAUGCCGCCCGAGACGUACCUCUGGAACACGACGCGGCCCUGGGAGCCAAUGGUCAAGGUCGCUUGCUGAG